Molecule: messenger RNA, 2382 nt
Organism: Hermetia illucens (black soldier fly)
Lineage: Eukaryota; Metazoa; Arthropoda; Insecta; Diptera; Stratiomyidae
Product: organic cation transporter protein-like
Exons: 4
Coding region: 558-2072 (504 amino acids)
Biological process (GO): transmembrane transport
Cellular component (GO): membrane
Molecular function (GO): transmembrane transporter activity
Source: RefSeq, a predicted model, not a curated record
AGAUAGGCACUCUCUCUGGCUCUACCAUCUGUAUCUUUUCAUGAACAGCUGAUACGCGAGUAGCUAUCGCGCAUAUGUAACACUUACUUGAAGUAUCUGGCAUUUCGGGUGACUUCAAAGUUCAAGCAAUACUGGAGCAGCCAUUGGAGCACCCUCGACCCGGCGUGGUACGGCGCGAGCGUGGUCUGUCUUAAUGCUUGGGCUUAGCUUAUAAAACUAGUUGAAGCUAUGCAGAUCGCGUUUAGUCAGUUUUCGCACGCUAUAUGGUACUACCGCGAAUGAAAUUCGGUGACUGUUAGCGGGCAUAUGUGAUAGGAAUUUUUUAAAUAGUGUUUAAGUGUUUAAAUAAUAAGUUUUUGGUUUUGGUAUUUUGUUCGAUAAUAGACUGUGAAUUGCUUCGACGGUAAUUAGAGUAAAGAAAGUGAAAAACCAAAGAAAUAAAUUAUAAAUGAAUUUCGAGUAAAAUAAAGACGAGUUUUUAGUGCAUAUCUACAAUCGUUAAAAACCUUGAUUUUGUUAAAAAGUGAUUGUGGUUGGAUAGAUAUUUAGCUUGCACCAUGACUUCCACAACAAAUCAAAAGGACCAAAACAUGGAUCCCGUUCAAAAAGCAAUGGGAGCUAUCGGAUGGUGGCAUAUUUGGGUUUGUGGAGUUGUCUUCCUGUUGAAAUUCCCAGUGGCUUGGCAUCAAAUGGCCAUCAUCUUCCUAGCGCCACCAAUCGAUUCUAAAUGUGCUGUACCGGCAAACGCUUCAAUAUGUUCGGCCGAAUGCAAGCAGUACAGCUAUGACCGAAGGAUCUUCACUGAAACGAUAACCACGGAAUGGGAUUUAGUCUGUGAUAGUCAAUAUUUGGCGCAUUUAUCGCAAACUAUAUUUAUGCUGGGAAUUCUUCUGGGGAAUGUAUUGUUUGGAUCGUGGUCUGAUAAAUUUGGACGAAGGAAUCCACUAGUGGUUGCUGUAAUAAUUCAACUUAUUACAGGAGUGGGUUCUGCUUUUGCCCCAUGGUUUUGGCUGUUUUGUAUUUUGAAAUUCAUUACAGGAUUCGCAACUGGAGGAACUAUGGUUACCAGUUUCGUCUUGGUCAUGGAACUUAUCGGGGCUAAGUGGCGUGAACUUGUUUCAGUUCUGUAUCAGAUACCAUUCAACGUCGGACAUUUGACACUAGCUGCCUUCGGUUAUUACCUGCGUGACUGGCGUUGGUUCCAGUUUGGAAUCUCAAUUCCUUCAGUGGUCCUGAUCUCCUACUACUGGCUAGUGCCGGAGUCACCAAGAUGGCUUUUCACAACCGGACAAAUUGAAGAGUCUGCACAAGUUUUAAGAAAGGCUGCCAAACAAAACGGUCUACCUACGGAAAAUAUUGAAGUGGAGCUGGAAAAGGCUGCAGCUUUGAAGCAGAAAGAGAAUAUCGACAAAGUAGUUGAAAAGGGGAAUGCCUUGGACUUGGUACGGACAUCGAACAUGUGCAGCAAAACAGUCUUCAUUUGCUUCAACUGGCUGGUGUGUGGCUUAUAUUUCUUCGGAGUUGCACAGUACAUUGGUCAUAUUGGCGGCAAUAUAUUCUGGAAUGUGGCAAUCGGAGCUGGAUUGGAAAUUCCUGGAACUCUCAUCUGCAUCGUGAUGAUGAAAUAUUGGGGUCGCAAAAAGUCACUCAUUAUUUCCAACACAUUGAGUGGUAUCGCUAUGCUUGGCAUUGCUUUUGUAUCCGCCGAUGAUGAGUCGACUAUGAUAACCUUGUCGUCAAUUGGAAUCGUUGCAAUGAGUAUAUCCUUCCCGAAUGUCUACGUUUUUGCAGGAGAACUGUUCCCUACUGUGAUUCGAAAUGUUGGUGUUGGAAUUGCCUCAAUGAUCGCCAGGAUCGGAUCUAUGUUGGCACCAUUUGUUGUUGGGUUAGGAGCGGCAAAUCAUGCGUUGCCACCAAUAAUUUUCGGGGUUGUUCCGCUACUGGGGGCAAUUAUGGUCUUGUGGUUGCCUGAAACCAUGGGUCAACCCUUGCCUGAGACAAUUGAAGAUGCCGAAAACUUUGGAAAGAAGACAAAAGGUGUUAAAGAUAGAGUGUUGGCGAGCGGAGUGUAGUCUAGAUUGCUUUAUAGAUUCUAGUGCAAUUCUUUUUGUUUGGAAUAGAUACAAUAAGCUUUAGAUUCUCAUACACGAUAGGCGUAAGUGAAAAUUGUAUUGUGAUAAAUCAACGUAAAUUCAGUGAACUGCUUUCCAUAUGGAAAAUUUUUCAGAAUUUAUUUGAAUCUAUGUUUUUUGAUCGAUGACAUCUUAGAGUUUAGUUAUCUUGUAAGAAUCAGUUCUACUUUUAAGUUAUUGUAUUUCUAUAUUGUUGUUGUAAGUUAAACUGGGACAAUGCAAAGAAGUAAAUAUUUUUUUUAAAGUAGUA